AUGUCUGUAGAAGCAGCCAGUAUUAGAUAUUUGAAAUUUGUCAGAAAUCCGAAUAAAUGGGAUCGCCUCCUCAAGGGAUUUCUAUACACAACGGUCCUGCGCUUUACGCAUUCAAAGGGUCGCCCCGACUCGCUUGAUGUCAUCAGUCCACCUGGUGAGUGUCUACUCCGCAUUCAGUGGGUCCCCCCGACUCGCUUGAUGUCAUCAGUCCACCUGGUGACGGUCUACCGACAUUGCGCUUGCCGGUUCGAGAUCGCCAUUAAAGACAAGCACCUUGGGACCCCAAAGUCCAUCGAUUCGCCCAACUAUGGCAGUGUCGAACUAUCGAAUUUGUCGGAUUAUAGAGUACUGCCUAAGACCCCCUUUAGUCCGAAUUUAUUUACAAAAGAGUACCUUGUAAUCCGACAAAUUACAGAUCCAAUGAUAAGAUUACAAAUCAUACUUUGUUAUAAGAAUUUCGACGUGGCCGUCAGGGCCGCGGUAGCACAAUUGGUCAGUGCCCGGAUAGCGAAAGGUGUGGGUUCGAGUCUCGUCUGCUGCCUGUAUAAGGUCCCCCUGACGUACAUUAAAACCGGUAGCGUAAAUUUCAAUUUUCACGUACAUGUGCUUGUAAAAGCCUUAACUGAAUAUAUACUUGGUUCCCAUGUCGAGGAGCUUGAUGGCGCAGGUGCUGCGAUCGUUGUAGCUUACCAACUUUCACAGUGUUCGGUCAUUGGAUGGGUGACCAAAAAUUUACUAUCUCGAACUCCUUCGUGCAUCAGAAGGCACGUUAAGCCGUUGGUCCCGGCUGCAUCUGCAGUCGUGUUGGCAGCACUGGCAGUGUCGCUGGCCCCGUUCUCAGCAGGCCUGGGUAAAGGCUACAGCUCGCCAGCCAUCGCCUCGCUGCAAGGGCCCGGGGCCAACGCGACGCGACGAGACUUCCAGCUGACUGACCAGCAGGCGUCUUGGCUGGCGUCACUCUCGUUUUUAGGAUGGCCCAAAAGUCGUCUUAAUGAUGACAACAAAAAAUCGUUUGACGACCUCCGUGGCCGAGUGGUUUGUACGCCGGGUUUCAUGGUGUCGCCUACUCGAGAGGUCCCGGGUUCAAAUCCCGGUGGGGGCAGAUGUUUGUGUGAUGAACACAAACAUCUGCCCCCACCGGAUGGACCGGACGGACCUGCCAAACAUGUAUGGAAGCUGAGCAAUCUCCUUUUAGAAACUUCUUUUCUUAAAUUUACUUACAUUAGGUGCUCUAUUCGGUGGCAUGGCCGGCGGUGCUGCGAUGCGGCACGGGCGCCGCCGCGUGUUGUCCCUAGCUGCGGCUCCCUGCAGCCUGUCCUGGCUGUUGACAGUACUGGCGACGUCGGUCCGGAUGAUGUGCAUUACCGCCUUCUUGGGGGGCUUCUGCUGUUCCAUACUGACGAUGCUGUCACAGUCUGGUGUCCUUUAAAAGAAGCAUUUCUGCAGGCCGGCAAGUACUGGCUACUUCUGUCAGUAUUAUAUGCAUUACCGCCCACAAUCUGGGGUCAUUUAAAAGAAGCAUUUCUGCAGGCCGGCAAGUACUGGCUACUUCUGUCAGGAUUAUGUGCAUUACCGCCUUCUUGGGAACUUCUGCUGUUCUAUUCUUACUAUACUUGCCACAGUGACCCCACUGCUAGGGCACAGGCCUUCCCUACGGCUGGAACAGGGAGAUUGACCACGGUUGAAGCCACGUACUGUAUAGAGAGAAUGGGUCAUGAUGACCCACCACGCGUCAAUGCGGACUGGUUUGUGGUAACAACUGCAGAUGCAGCCGGGACCAACGGAUUUACGUGCCUUCCGAAGCAAGGAAGAGCUCGAGGUCCGAUUUUAAAAAGUCGGGAGGCGUUAUACAAAGAAGCAGUAGAUGCAGACCCCUCUUUCCCAGUGUACAUAAGCGAGAUAUCCGUACCAGACAUCCGCGGUUGCCUCAGCGCCGUGCUGAAGAUCGUCGGCCAUCUUGGUGUCCUGUUCAGUUUCACCAUUGGAGCGUAUCUCGACUGGCAACAACUAGCGCUCUGCAUAUCCGCCGCUCCCUUACUCCUAUUUUGCACAGUACUUUACAUACCAGAAACACCCAGCUACCUAGUCCUCAUCGGCAAAGACGAAGAAGCGUACAAAAGCUUGCUAUGGUUGCGCGGACCUAAUUCUGAUGUUGCCCAAGAAUUAGCCACCAUAAGAACCAACGUUUUAGCCAGCAAGAACUUCAGCCAACGCCAAACUUCUGGCUUCGUGUCUGUCUGGUCUGCUCAUCGACACGGUAGGAAGGCUGCCGCUUCUGAUCGUGAGUUCUGUUUUAAUGUCGAUGGCAUUAGCUGGUUUCGGGAGCUACGCUUAUUACGAAGAGGGGAGCUGUUUCCUUUGGAGUACAGAGCGUUCGGGAGUGCAAUGGCCACGGCAUUUAGUUACCUUUGCGCUUUCGUAGGGGUGAAAACGUUUGUAGAUUUCCAACAGGCGCUGGGUCUUCAUGGCGCGUUCUGGCUGUAUGCUUCGAUUAGCGUCGGUGGUCUAUGCUUCGUAGUUUGCUGUGUUCCGGAGACAAAGGGCAAGGACUUGGAUGAAAUGGACCCGAAUUACGUUCAGAGUUUGUCGCCGAAGAGGUAG
This is a messenger RNA of Chilo suppressalis (striped riceborer), 2601 nucleotides long. Lineage: Eukaryota; Metazoa; Arthropoda; Insecta; Lepidoptera; Crambidae. The record is from the annotation of a GenBank genome assembly.